This is a messenger RNA of Orussus abietinus, 4153 nucleotides long. Its product is annotated as E3 ubiquitin-protein ligase LRSAM1. The coding region runs from base 564 to 2756 and encodes 730 amino acids. The record is from RefSeq and is a predicted model, not a curated record. Lineage: Eukaryota; Metazoa; Arthropoda; Insecta; Hymenoptera; Orussidae. Gene Ontology annotation, molecular function: protein binding. The transcript is spliced from 13 exons.
GCGAGAGCACGAUAUGAAAAUUCGCCCAAAAUCGACCGCAAUUCACUUGGAAAUUUCUCUGCAGCGUUUACAUUUCAAGUUGUUUUAUAUGUCACGGUUUGUAUGCACUAUUCAUGACAGUACAUGAUACAGUACAUAAUACCGUACAUAUAUCACAGUGGUCGUCACAAAAAAGCAACCGAUACCUAUAAUUAUGAGUCAUAAACCGACAUGCAAUUUUCUGUGACGCUGUUCCCUGCUAUUACAAUUAAUGCCAAUGACACCGAUGUUCUUUUAUACAUCUAGUUAAUGUUAAACAAAGCUGUCGAUUAAGCUACGUCUCUUAUUGAACCUAUCGAACAACUGUGAUACACUUGGAAAAGUCUACGAGAAGAUAAGGCACAUGAGAAGCAACGCAUCGCCGAGGACCUAAGUAAAUAAUCACACUUGGAGCCAACACAUGUAGAAGAGUGGUCGACGGAAUAUUUUACAUCGUGAAAAUGACACAUCGCUGCUAAAGUUCCCUUUGGAAUGCUCCGAAUGGCUUGUAAUUGUACAAUGACGCUGUAUGAUAUUACUCUACAAUGUUCUGCUGCUGCCACGACGUAACGUCGAUGAUGUCUCUGCCCAAAAAAUAUGGAAACAAAGUUAACGUGGAUUUCAAAGCUCGUCUGGAGCAUAAAUUGUACCUGGCAAGGGAAAAUCCUGAGCCGGUAUUUGAUGUUUCAGAGUGUGCUUUGAAACAAGUACCCUGCGGUAUCUACUCUCUCUGUAAAGUAUUCAGGAAGAGAGUAUUAUCGAUGCACUCGAAUAAUUUGAGUUCCCUCUCAGGCGGAGGUGCCUUGAGCGAUCUUUCGCUCCUCACUGUGUUAGACCUUCGUAGCAAUGUUUUUACAAAUUUGCCACCCGAAAUAGCUCAUCUAUCCUCGCUUCAGGAGCUGUAUCUACAGGAGAAUAAUAUAAAAAAGCUGCCGAGUGAAAUAGGCUGCCUAGCUAAUUUAUCUAUCCUGAACGUAUCGAAGAACAAUUUGAAAAGCUUACCGGAGGAACUGGGAAACUUGUGUCGACUGACGAUGUUGGAUAUUAGUUACAACAGGUUAUUACAGAAAUUACCAAAGUCCCUAGGUCGUGCUCAGCGACUGAAGCAAAUCAAACUGGACGGCUUGUUAAUUUCUUAUCCACCAGCGGAUGUCCUCAUCGGAGGAACCAUCAUUAUCGUAGCCUUUCUAGCGAAUGAGUGUGGCAUCGACUACUCUCCGGAGAGUUUCACCUCAUCGAGGGAUUUAGGAUCCAGGGAUCUCGACACGACGUAUCGCAACAAAGACAACGAUCUUCAGGCCACGCUAACGAAGCUAGAAACUAUAAAGGAACAACGACAAAGUGCACUGCUGGAGGUUGAGAAGAAUAUCAGGCAACAAAAGGAAUACGAACUCGAGGUGCAAUCCAUGCACAAAGUCAACAAAGAGAAGCUUUUAGAAGACCUGGCUCAACAGCAAGUACAACUGGAGCAAGAAAUUGAGAAAGUUCAGCAGGAGAGAGAGAACAACCGUGUUCGACUACUAUCUUACAUAUACAACGCUGAAAAGGAUGCCGACAAGGUGAUAAAAGAAUUCCUGAGAGGCAGCGAAGAAGAACGACAGAGUCAAGCCGAACUGGUCAAGAGAGAGAAACGAGAAGAGAUGCAAUUGUUGUCGGCAUGUCACUCCGAACAAUUUAUGCUGCGUACUAAAGACACCCUCGCUGCGAUGGAACGGUUACUGGAAGAAGAGUUACUGACAGAAAGGAAGCUCGAAGAGUACACCAAAUUCAGAGACUGCACCGCACAAUCUUUGCUCAGCUUGGAAGUGACGAGUAACGAUUAUUUAAAGCAAAUAGUGCAAAAUCAAGAGAAAUACCGCCAAGACCUAGUCGAUAAAUUGCGGAAAGACGAGGCCUUGCAGAAAGCCGCAGUCGCAGCUUUAUUGGAAAGGAGCGAUGCAAGGUCCUGGAGCAUAGUGCAACAAGUUAAUUUAGUGCAAUCGCAAUUAGCGGCACUGACUAUCAUCGAGCUCGAGCGAAGAAAAUUAGAAAUCAACCAACAGCUUAACGACAUUGCUGAUAGAAGAGUGACAUUAAGCGCCAUUCUGGUCAAUCUCUUGGACCAACAAGAAAAACGAAGACAAGAGCUUCUAGACACUAUUAAACAAAUUGAGCAACAACGAGACGUUAAUAGCGCAAGGAGAGACAGUCUGUUCUGGCUGAUGCAGUACCAGUCGUUGAUGGAGGCAAGACCGCAAGGUCUUUUGGAAACCCUCGAGCCAACUUUGGUCCGACAUGUAGCAAUAGCAGGAGCCUUACAUUGUUUGCCAUUUCUAUCAACAUUGCCCUCAUUGUUACCGAACCUCGGACACGAACAAUUGAUCGCCAUUGGAAUAAACAGUGAGAGCGAUCGAGCCGCCAUUAUAAUGGCAGUGGAGAAUUAUUUAAUGGAGAAGAAAUUGGUCUCCGAAGAAGCUACAACCUCGACUCUCCCUUCUGCUCCUCCGAGGGAACCCUCCACCUUUUUGGAAACACCUUCGGCACCUCCUGCGGAACCUUCCACCAGCUACAAAGCAGACGAAGGAGAAACCAACAUCAAUGCAGCUGAGUGCGUCGUUUGUAUGGAUGUACAGUGCCAGGUGAUAUUUCUUCCGUGCGGGCAUUUAUGUUGCUGUUCAAAUUGCGCAAACAUGAUAACAACGGAGUGUCCGAUGUGUCGGAGUUUGAUAAGUCGGAAAAUCCGAGUUCUGACGCCGUGAAAGGAUUUACCGAAAAUGAAUCGCACACGAUAUCAAAACGUUGCCUUGAGCUGAUAAACAGUUAACUAACUGCUAAUUAGUUUAAGGCUAGCCACGUAUUCUUUAACGCAAAAGGAUAUUUACAGUCGGACAAAACAGUAUCACUAAAAUAGUAUUGUUUUCCAAACGAAGACUGUAGGGGGAAAGAAGUGAAUUAACCUCACUUCUCUCCGUCGAAGAAAUAUUGAUGAUAAAAUUCAACCUAACCAUCGGAUUGCUUACGAAGUGGAAUAUUUUAUAGCGAACAAUGCUAUCGACAGGUUAUCAAGAAGAAGUAGAUUUUGCAUGUUUACCCUUAGCUAUUUUUAAACGAACCUCUGUACUGCGACAAGCUACGACAAGUUGAUUUCUACAUCGGAUAAGUGUGUCCGAUUGGCUUUGGAGUAAGAUUUAGCCUUUAGCUUGAGAAUUUCGCGUGGAAGGGGGGAUUUAGUUGCCUUCUUUGAACUUUUGAGCUGUGAUAUGAGGGAUCGUAUGGUGUCUUGUCGAUUGGAAUGAGGAUCAAAGCUUUCCUUAGGUGCGCCACAUGGCUGAAUAUUUUCUACAAGGCUACAUUCCACCCUGAUUGAAUUUAGAAUUAUAGCUCUCUGCAAGCUUUCCGUUAUACAGACUGGAGUAAUAUUAAUUCCUUGAUAUAUUCAGCCACGUAAGGAAUAUUAUUAGAUAGUCUCGACAUGUACAUAAAUCAGUGUCGGAGUUAUCAAAAUUACACGUGCCAUGUCCACCGAGUGCUAGACGAAGUGGAUCCUACGAUGAACACCCUUACGACAAGAAUAUUGCACACCGAUGUUACACUCCAAGAUUUUUUAUAAGAUUGUAAUAAUCUUAGUUAUAAUACAUUCGGGAUAUUGAAAUAAAAAACCUUGCUACGCAAGUCUUAAGUGUGAGAACAUCUGACUUUUCGUAACAUACGGAUAAAUCAUUAAUCCAGUGAAAUUAGGAUAAGUUUGAAUGCAUUGAAAUAUCUAGAUCACUAGUCGACACAAUUGUAAUCGACUUUUUAUAUAUGCACCGUUACAAAUUUGAGAUUGCAAUGUGCACUUAUAUGAUGCGUUGUGCUCACUCUCGCUGGCAACUUUACGAGGUGGUGCGACCGAGGCGUUUUAUUAAAAUUGUUAUCUGCAUUUUGUAACGCGCUAAUCGUUAAGAACAUGGUAAUGUUAGAUUUGAUAAAAGCCUGUUCAUCCGAACAAAAGAACAACAUUCACAGAAUAAAGUUACACGAUACGUAGCUCCAUUAUGUGAACAUCUAGAGUAACGUAGAACAAUGAAGUUGUAUUGAAAUAAUCAUGUCGAUUGCGUUGCUUCCAACACAAGAAAAAUGUACCAUUGAAAUAUACGUUGUUCUUUACAACUAC